Messenger RNA from Pieris macdunnoughi, 264 nucleotides. Lineage: Eukaryota; Metazoa; Arthropoda; Insecta; Lepidoptera; Pieridae. The record is from the annotation of a GenBank genome assembly.
AUGGAUAGCUAUCUCUCAGAUAGGACUAUAAAACUGAACUACGCAAGCCAUGUAGUAUGCAGACAGACAAAUAAAGGAUGCGUACAAGGCUCUGUUGGAGGCCCACUAUUAUGGAACUUGCUCUUAGACCCACUACUCAAGACGCUGCACGAGGCCGAAAUAACGGCACAAGCUUUUGCAGAUGACAUCGUUCUGCUGGUCGAGGGAAACAUCGCAAGUGAUAUAGAAGUUAAGCCCAACUCAGCACUAGCAAUGGUGAAUUAA